AUGGCGGUGGCGGUGGCGGAGGCGGAGGCGGAGGCGGAGGCGGAGGCGGAGGCGGAGGCGGAGGCGGAGGCGGAGGCGGAGGCGGUGGCGGAGGCCGAUGAAGGGGAAGAAAGAGAAAGAUUGGGUUCGUACAAGGGUGAAGUUAGGGUGGUAAAAGAGGCAGCAGAAGAGAUACUGCUCCUCUGGGCCCUGCAACAACCCACCUCGCAUACACAAAAUUCAUUUGUCAGACACACCUCUCUCCAACUCAACCUCCAAGCAUGCGGCCGCAAUCUCACCAUUUUCCAGUCCCCUUCCUCCAUGAGCACACCAGGAGUGACAGGAGCUGUGACGUGGGACAGUGGAGUUGUUUUAGGGAAAUUCUUGGAGCAUGCUGUGGAUUCUGGCCUUCUUGUGCUCCAGGGAGCAAAAGCUGUUGAACUCGGUUCAGGAUGCGGUUUAAUCGGUUGUAUCGCAGCUCUUCUCGGUGCUCAAGUUAUAAUGACAGAUUUGCCUGAUCGGCUGAGACUGCUCAAGAAAAACAUUCAAACCAACCUCCUUGACAUUGGAGGUAUACGGGGUUCUGCAACUGUGAGCAAGCUCACAUGGGGUGAUGACUUGGAUCGUGACUUCACCGACCUUUUGCCCAAUUAUGUGCUCGCCUCAGACGUAGUCUACAAUGAAGAGGCAGUCACUGAAUUAUUGAUCACUUUAAAGCAUCUUUCUGGGAGCCAUACAACUACUUUCAUGGCAGGAGAGCUACGAAAUGAUGCUGUGCUCGAAUACUUCUUGGAAGCUGCAAUGGAAGAAUUCAUAGUUGGACACGUGGAUCAAGCAUUAUGGCAUCCAGAGUUUUGCAGUAACAGAGUGGCAAUCUUUGUUUUAGUCAAGAAAUCAAAAGUCGGAGUUGAAAAGUAUUAGAUGAGAUAAUUCCAACCAGUUGUUAAGUUUAGAUUUAGGCAGUUAAUCCCUGUUUAAACCUGCCCCCAUUUUGAUAUCUCCUACAAAGGAGAUGGCAGAGAUGGCAACUUGUUAUUUACAAAUACUUGUUUUGGAGAAAAUUAUUGAGAUCUUUAGACUCA
Molecule: messenger RNA, 1061 nt
Organism: Amborella trichopoda
Lineage: Eukaryota; Viridiplantae; Streptophyta; Magnoliopsida; Amborellales; Amborellaceae
Product: S-adenosyl-L-methionine-dependent methyltransferases superfamily protein
Source: RefSeq, a predicted model, not a curated record